This is a messenger RNA of Trichoderma asperellum CBS 433.97, 1259 nucleotides long. RefSeq lists its product as uncharacterized. The record is from RefSeq and is a predicted model, not a curated record. NCBI's taxonomy places the organism in Eukaryota, Fungi, Ascomycota, Sordariomycetes, Hypocreales, Hypocreaceae.
CGCGUUCAACCACAAACCAACCCGCAAAGCUUAUUGCAAUGUGUAAUGAAAUGAAACCAAAACGGGCUCAGAGCCAAGGAUAGCAGCGGCCCAAAACCACCUCCAGCCCGGCAAAGUCUAUUCGCCAACCCCGCGCGCCCUUGGAGAAGCAACAGCUCCAGAGCCAGCGGGAAUCCGCAUUGCCACUAGCUUCACCAUCACCAACAGCCAGCAUCGACACCAGCAUCACCGUCAGCAGCAUGGAUUUCGCGCCCGAGGCCUACAACGAGGCCGAGUCCUCCUCGUGGCUCAUCUGCCAUACCUGCGGCACGCAGUUUCCAACCGCGGACCGCGCCGUCGUCAAGACGUGCCAUGUCUGUGACGAUCCUCGCCAAUAUGUCCCCCCCUCGGGCCAAUCCUUCACGACCAUGGCCGAGCUCCGUGAUUCGAAUCAUCACAAUGACUUCAAGCCCUAUGAGCACGACGAGCGCAUCAUUUCAAUCCACACGUGCCCAAAGUUCGCCAUCGGCCAGCGCGCCAUGUUGAUUCGCACACCCGAGGGGAAUGUUCUAUGGGACUGCGUCUCGUACAUAGACGCCGAGACGAUAGACAAGGUGAACAAGCUGGGAGGCAUUAAAGCCAUCGUCGUCAGCCAUCCUCAUUUCUAUAGCUCGCACAUUCAAUGGGCGAGAGCGUUUCAGUGCCCAGUGUAUAUUUCAUCUGAAGACUUGCGCUGGACAACCACGCCGUCAGCACAUCGCAGGGCUCUCACGGAAACGGAGACAGAAAUCAUACCUGGCGUCAAGGCCAUUAAGCUGGGCGGACAUUUCCCGGGCUCCUCAGUGCUGCUGUUUGAUGGACGGCUGUUCAUUGCAGAUACGCUCAUGACAACUGCGGCAGGCUUAGGAAAGUGGGAUAUAGACGCCUUGGGAGCCAAACGAGAGAAGCCUCCUGGGUUGACUUCGUUUUCGUUCUUGUGGAGCAUCCCGAAUUACAUCCCGCUGAGUGCAGAUGUGAUACACAAGAUGUGGGUGAUUCUCAAGAACUACAACUUUAGAGCAACACAUAGCAUUUUUGAGGGCAUCGACAUUGAGGAUGAAGCGGUGAAAGCGAAAGUGCUGGAGAGCAUGAAGUUCCAGACUAGGGCAAUGGGCUACACGGCGCAUCCACUUUUGAAUGAGACGCUGUGAUAUGAUGGGCAUUACUUGGCCAAAUGUAACACACGUAUGCAUUGUAACACUAGCAUCAGAGAUAUCAUUCAUCACCUGAUUAGAGACACG